Molecule: messenger RNA, 962 nt
Organism: Cyprinus carpio (common carp)
Lineage: Eukaryota; Metazoa; Chordata; Actinopteri; Cypriniformes; Cyprinidae
Product: beta-1,4 N-acetylgalactosaminyltransferase 2-like
Exons: 3
Coding region: 279-851 (190 amino acids)
Source: RefSeq, a predicted model, not a curated record
GACCUGGGUAAAGGCUAUCUAAACAGGAAAGACACUUAGGCCUACAAUAUGUACUAAAGUGUGUUGCGCAAAUACACAGUGAGAAGGCAGGAUUAAUACUGCUUAAAACAUUAGUUACAAGAUACAUGCUAGCCAAUUGAUUGCCUCAAUGUUUUAGAAAGAUUUCAGUUAAAAGUUCAGUUAGACAUCUUUUACAACUAGCAAUAUCACGCUAGCAAGAGACCAACACAGGAUUGUUGGUGUGAUUUUGCUUUUAUAACCGUAAUUUAUUACUGCUGAUGAUUAUGGUAACUUCUCAGGGCUGGUUUGCAGGCAGAAAUCUGACUGUAUCUCAACUCACAACUAAAUACUUUCUGUGGGUUAAUGACGACUUUGUGUUCUUGAAUGAGACACAGAUCGAGAGUUUUGUGGAGAUUAUGGAAGCGCUUCCAGAACUAGAUGUUCUUGGUGGUGAGGUUUUGGGGGACCAGUUCUACUUUGUUCUGGAGUAUGACGAGGGAGAUGAGAGUGACGGCGGCUGCCUAAGAUGUAUUAAAGGGUUGCAUCAACCACUUCCAAGUAAUGAUGGCUGCUUUCUAGUGGAUGACGUUGUUAAUUAUUUCUUGGCUAGUACUGAUGCUGUACAAAGGGUUGGCUUUGAUCCGUUCCUCAAAAGAGUCGGUCACACCGAGUUCUUCAUUGAUGGAGUUGGCAAGCUGAUGGUUGCUUCUUGUAAAGGCAUUUCUGUUGGUCACCAGAUACAUCGGGCACAGGACACAUAUGACUCUUAUAGGAAUCAAGGAAAACUUGAAGAAGAGCGAAAACUGGCUCACCAUUUCUCUAAGAACUAUCUUAACUACAUCAAGUACUGAAUAGUAAUAAUUUGUGAUUAUUUUUGAAAACAAUCAAAUCUGAUUAUCGAUUAAUCAUAAAACAUCUGCCAGUCACGUCACCUAAUGGAUAAUGCAAACAGUGGAGGACAG